AUGAAGACACAAACAACUUAUGGUAAUGAUAUUCCAUUUGGCGGUAAGGUUGUUGUGUUAGGAGGCGACUUUAGGCAGAUUCUCCCUGUCAUUUCGAAAAGUAGCCGAUCUGAAAUUGUGGGAUCUGCAGUAAACUCAUCUUAUUUGUGGAAAUAUUGCACAGUAUUGAAAUUAACCACAAAUAUGAGGUUACAAAAUGCUUCUUCUACUGCUUCUGCUGAUGAAAUAAGGGAAUUUUCUGAUUGGAUUCUUCGAGUUGGAGAUGGGACUGCCAAGACCAUUGACGAAGAUGAUUCGACAUUUGAGAUUCCUUCAGAUUUGUUGAUUACUUCAUGUGACGAUCCAUUGCUUUCAUUAGUCAAUUUUGCCUACCCAAAUUUUGUGAUUAAGCUGAGUAAUUAUUCAUACUUUGAAGAAAGAGCAAUCCUUGCUCCCACUCUUGACAGUGUAGAACAAGUUAAUAACUUCAUGUUAUCAUUGAUUCCCGGUGAAGAAAGAGAGUACUUAAGCUAUGACACCCCAUGUAGGUCUGAUCAAGAUUCAGAGAUUAAUCCAGAAUGGGUUACGACUGAAUUUUUGAAUGACAUUCAAUGCUCAGGUAUUCCAAAUCAUAAGAUUGUAUUGAAAAAGGGUGUCCCAAUUAUGCUCCCCGAAAUCUUGGUCACGCUGCUGGAUUGUGUAAUGGUACUCGAAUGA
This is a messenger RNA of Lotus japonicus, 696 nucleotides long. RefSeq lists its product as uncharacterized. Gene Ontology annotation, biological process: DNA repair; telomere maintenance. Bases 1 to 696 code for a protein of 231 amino acids. Gene Ontology annotation, molecular function: DNA helicase activity. The record is from RefSeq and is a predicted model, not a curated record. Lineage: Eukaryota; Viridiplantae; Streptophyta; Magnoliopsida; Fabales; Fabaceae. The transcript has a single exon.